Molecule: messenger RNA, 1146 nt
Organism: Cryphonectria parasitica EP155
Lineage: Eukaryota; Fungi; Ascomycota; Sordariomycetes; Diaporthales; Cryphonectriaceae
Product: F-actin capping protein beta subunit
Exons: 3
Coding region: 1-861 (286 amino acids)
Biological process (GO): barbed-end actin filament capping; cell morphogenesis; actin cytoskeleton organization
Cellular component (GO): actin cortical patch; cytoplasm; F-actin capping protein complex
Molecular function (GO): actin filament binding
Source: RefSeq, a predicted model, not a curated record
AUGGCUUCCGCCGAUCCCUUCGACUCGGCACUCGACCUCCUCCGCCGUCUCAAUCCCAAGCACACCCAGCGCAACCUCGACUACAUCAUCCGCCUCGCCCCCGACCUGACAGAGGACCUCCUGUCGUCCGUCGACCAGCCCCUCGUCGUGAAGCGCUGCAAGCAGUCCGGCCGCGACUACCUGCUCUGCGAUUACAACCGUGACGGCGACUCGUACCGGUCGCCAUGGUCCAACCAGUUCGACCCACCGCUGGAUGAGAGCGGCCCGGGCGGUGUAGGCGCGGGAGGCAAUGAUGGUGCGGGCGAGGGGGCGGUUCCUGGUGAGCGGGUUAGGAAGAUGGAGAUCAAGGCCAACGAGGCCUUUGAUAUCUACCGCGAGUUGUACUAUGAAGGGGGCGUGUCAUCGGUGUACCUGUGGAACCUCGACGAUGGCUUCGCAGGCGUUGUCUUGCUGAAGAAAUCCUCCCCCUCCGGUGGCAGCAGCUCUGGCGUCUGGGACUCGAUCCAUGUGUUCGAGGCCAGCGAGCGGGGACGCACGACCAACUACAGGAUGACCUCGACGGUGAUGCUGUCGCUGGCGGCAGCGGGAUCCGCAACAUCAACGCUCGGCGAGAUGGACCUGAGCGGAAACAUGACGCGCCAGAUCGAGCAGGAGCUGCCCGUCGACACGGAUGAGAGCCACAUCGCCAACAUCGGCCGUCUGGUCGAGGACAUGGAGCUCAAGAUGCGGAACCUGCUGCAGGAGGUGUACUUCGGCAAGGCCAAGGAUGUCGUGGGCGACCUGCGGAGCGUGGGCAGCUUGAGUGAGGGCCAGAGGGACCGGGACGCGCAGAGGGAGAUCAUCGGGAGUAUGCGGAGGUAGUAGUUGAGCGUCGGUCUAGGAGCGGGCACCUUUGGCACCUUUUAUGCCAGAUCUACCCUUCUGCCUUCACCAGUCACUUCUAAACAGCGUCUGUUCAAGUGGUUGCGUGCCCUUAGUUGGCGGCCUAUGCCAGAUUAAGAGUAUAGAACACAUACUGAACUGUGUCAUGAGGCCAUUACACAAAGAUGAAUAAUAUGUAUUGGCUCUCAUGACUUAUGGCAGUCUCAAGAGGUAAAUAUCCUCGUCUGACUUUUGUUCUUUUAUAUAUAUAUAUAUCCCUUCUUU